ACAUACUAUUCUAAAAUGGCUGUAUUUCAUCCAAUUCCAGCGUAUUUCAGUCAUUCUUUUAUCAGGAAACCGAACAGGAAGACAUCCAAAAGCGCGCUCUUGUGUGUCAACAGACGUAUAAAUACCAAGCCAAAGCAAAACCCACCAAGAAUAAUCUGUUUACCAUGGACACGUUAACAGGAUUUCCUCUUCUUUUUCAACAAUUCAAGGCACUGUUCAAGAAAAACUUCUUGCUUUCAUGGAAACACAAGACUGCUACGUUCCUCCAACUCUUUUCUUCUCUCUUCUUCAUCUUGCUCAUGUUCAUAAUUAAGCUAGCUAUCGACGCUCGGUCCUCCUCUUCUACUGACUAUACCACUGUUCGGGAUCCAAGAUCUUUAGUCUCUCCGUCUAUCCCCCCUUGUGAAGACAAGUUCUACGUGGACAUACCGUGUAUUGACUUUGUUUGGAGCGGCAAUGAUAGCGUUAGAGUUCAGAGAAUUGUCAGCGCCAUUAUGCAGAAUAAUCCCGGUAGAGCUAUUCCUUCAAACAAGGUUAUGUCUUUUAGAACGAAAACUGAAGUUGAUGAAUGGCUUUUUGAUAAUCCUCUGAGGUGCCCAGGAGCUCUGCAUUUUGUGGAUAGAAAUGCUACUGUUAUAAGUUAUGGCAUACAGACUAAUUCUACUUCAGUUGAAAGGGGAGGGGUUUAUGAAGAUCCCACGUUCAAGUUUCAAAUCCCACUUCAGAUUGCUGCUGAGCGCGAAAUUGCCAGGUUAAUGAUUGGAGAUCCAAACUUUAGCUGGGUUGUAGGGCUCAAGGAAUUUGCUCAUCCUGCAAUGGAGCUUUUCAAUGUGGUAGGUUCAAUAGGACCAAGCUUUUUCCUUGCAGCUGCCAUGUUUGGUUUGGUGUUUCAAAUUGGUUCUUUGGUCACUGAGAAAGAGCUCAAACUUCGCCAGGCAAUGACUAUGAUGGGUCUUUAUGAUUCUGCCUACUGGUUAUCAUGGCUAUCAUGGGAGGGAAUCAUUACACUUUUUUCAUCACUCUUCAUAGUUCUUUUUGGAAUGAUGUUCCAAUUUAAUUUUUUCUUGAACAAUAGUUUUGUAAUCUUGUUCUUUGUGUUCUUCCUUUUUGAACUCAAUAUGACUGGCUUCGCCUUCAUGUUUUCAUCCCUCAUUAGCAAGUCAUCAUCAUCCACAACAGUGGGUUUCUCCAUAUUUAUAGUUGGCUCUUUGACUCAGGUUGUUACGGCUUCUGGUUUCCCUUACUCUGAAACUUUUUCUAAUACAUAUAGAAUCAUAUGGUCACUGUUCCCACCUAAUCUUCUUGCCGAAGCCCUAAAGCUGCUUGCUGAUGCAACUUCCUCACCUGGAGAUAUUGGGAUAAGUUGGAGUAGACGGGCAGAGUGUGCACCAAAUGAUACUGAGUGUGUGAUAACAAUUAAUGAUAUCUACAUGUGGCUUUUGGCAACAUUUUUUGCAUGGUUUUUAUUGGCUAUCUAUUUUGAUAAUAUAAUUGCAAAUAAAGCUGGUGUGAGGAAAUCUAUAUUUUACUUUUUAAACCCCUGGUAUUGGACAGGGAAAGGUGGAAGCAAGCCUGAAGAGGGUGGUAUUUGUAGUUGUAUUGGUUCGGUCCCUCCAUUGGAUCAUAUUACUCCAGAUGACGAUGAUGUUCUUGAAGAGGAAAGCAUUGUUAAACAGCAAAUUAGGGAAGGUGUUGAGCUGAAUGUGGCAGUCCAGAUACGUGGCCUUGUAAAAACAUAUCCUGGAACUAGGAAGAUAGGUUGCUGUAAAUGCAAGAAGACUUCACCUUACCACGCUGUUAAGGGUUUAUGGGUAAAUAUUGCAAAGGAUCAAUUAUUUUGUCUUCUUGGACCCAACGGUGCUGGAAAAACUACAACAAUCAGCUGUUUGACUGGUGUAACACCAGUGACUGGUGGAGAUGCACUUAUUUAUGGGAAUUCCAUUGGAAGCUCUGUUGGCAUGUCAAAGAUUCGGAAAAUAAUAGGAGUAUGUCCCCAGUUUGAUAUUCUCUGGAAUGCAUUAUCCGGUGAAGAGCACCUCCAUCUCUUUGCUAGUAUCAAAGGCCUACCUCCUGAUUCAAUCAAAUCGGUUACUGAGAAUUCAUUAGCAGAAGUGAGGCUCACUAAGGCAGCCAAAGUAAGAGCUGGGAGUUACAGUGGAGGAAUGAAGCGUCGCCUGAGUGUUGCAAUAGCUCUAAUUGGCAAUCCGAAGUUGGUCAUUCUGGAUGAGCCAACUACUGGAAUGGAUCCAAUAACAAGGAGGCAUGUGUGGGAUAUAAUACAAGACGCGAAGAAAGGGCGUGCCAUUAUCCUGACAACACACUCAAUGGAAGAAGCUGAUAUUCUGAGUGACCGCAUAGGAAUCAUGGCAAAGGGAAGGCUCUGCUGUAUUGGAACCUCAAUCAGAUUAAAGUCACGGUUUGGUACUGGCUUUGUUGCUACUGUCAGCUUCACUGAAAGCAAAACUGGACAAAGUCCUAACGAGCCAGAAACAGUUGCAACACCUCAUCAUGAUGCGGUGAAGCAGUUCUUUAAAAUUCGUUUAGAUGUCGUCCCAAAAGAGGAGAACAAAGCAUUCCUAACAUUUAUCAUCCCUCAUGAUAGAGAGGAGCUUUUGACAAAUUUUUUUAAGGAGCUGCAAGAAAGAGAAAGAGAAUUCAGUAUAGCCGAUAUUCAAUUAGGUCUUUCAACUCUAGAAGAAGUUUUCUUAAACAUCGCAAGACAAGCAGAACUAGACGAUGCUGCAGCUGAGGGGAGAUUGGUCACUCUAAGCUUGUUAUCAGGGGCUUCAGUUCAGAUACCUCCAGGAGCAAGGUUUGUGGGGAUCCCAGGAACAGAAACUGCAGAGAAUCCUAGAGGGAUUAUGGUUGAAGUAUACUGGCAGCAAGAUGAUUCUGGUGCCCUCUGCAUUUCUGGUCACUCCACUGAAACUCCUAUACCGCCUAAUGUGCAGACACUAGCUCCCUCAGCAUCAACUUCCCAGGGAAGAUUCUUCAGGCAAAGAAGACCAGUUCAUGGAAUUGUGCUUGAUCCCAGCCAGAUUGAUGCUACAACAUCCUCCUAGUAUGAACACAAAUUGACUAUUGGUAGUACACACCGAUUUUGUUAUUUUAAUAAUUAAUAUAUGUGCGCUUCACUGUCAUGCUUAUAGACCUUCACCAAGCCUAAGACCAGCCCUACCAGUUGGAUGAAUUGAUGAUACCAGCAUUAUAAAAUUUUAAAACGAGUUUAAGUAUAUUUAUUGAAUAAUAAAUGUUUCUCAUCCAA
Messenger RNA from Mangifera indica (mango), 3265 nucleotides. RefSeq names its product ABC transporter A family member 2-like. Gene Ontology annotation, biological process: lipid transport; transmembrane transport. NCBI's taxonomy places the organism in Eukaryota, Viridiplantae, Streptophyta, Magnoliopsida, Sapindales, Anacardiaceae. Gene Ontology annotation, molecular function: lipid carrier activity; ATP binding; ABC-type transporter activity. The record is from RefSeq and is a predicted model, not a curated record. Bases 165 to 3062 code for a protein of 965 amino acids. Gene Ontology annotation, cellular component: intracellular membrane-bounded organelle; membrane. The transcript is spliced from 16 exons.